This is a messenger RNA of Megalobrama amblycephala (Wuchang bream), 8564 nucleotides long. RefSeq names its product ankyrin repeat and KH domain containing 1 (gene ankhd1). Bases 190 to 8037 code for a protein of 2615 amino acids. NCBI's taxonomy places the organism in Eukaryota, Metazoa, Chordata, Actinopteri, Cypriniformes, Xenocyprididae. Gene Ontology annotation, biological process: innate immune response. The transcript is spliced from 34 exons. The record is from RefSeq and is a predicted model, not a curated record. Gene Ontology annotation, cellular component: cytoplasm. Gene Ontology annotation, molecular function: protein binding; RNA binding.
ACACAAAUGGAACGAAGUAGGGUAGGUUGUUAGAAAGUUAAUGGCUUGGGGGAAAGAGAUUCUCUUCUCGCUUCAGGAGAGUUUGAGGAUUUUUCUGAAGUAAAACGUAAUUAUUUUAUAACAAUAUAACCCCAAAGAAAGUGAAAAGACAACAUUACCUUCACAAAUAGACGUAUUAUUUAGGAAAGUAUGCAGGAUGCAGUAGCCGGGACGGCAAUGCUGACGGACGGCUUCGAGGACGAGAUUGACUCGGUGACUCCGCGUUCCCCUGCGUUAGGGAUGGGGGUUGGAGCUACACCAGGAGCCGGACUCGGGGGCCUCGGUGGCAAGAAAGUACGCUUGUUCGGAGAGGCUGGCGGGCCCACCACAGACAGACUUGAUUUCAAACUCACAGCGGCCGCGGUGCUAUCGUCAGGCCCCGGAUCCGGCAGCGACGAGGAUGAGGUGUCUGAGGUGGAAUCGUUCAUACUAGACCAGGAGGAUCUGGAUAACCCCGUACUAAAGACAGCUUCAGAGCUUCUCCUAUCCAGCGCAGCAGACGGAGCUGACCUCAGAACAGUAGACCCAGAAACACAGGCCCGGCUUGAGGCAUUACUAGAAGCAGCAGGCAUUGGUAAACUCUCCACUGCCGAUGGCAAAGCCUUUGCAGAUCCAGAGGUGUUACGCCGCCUGACGUCGUCAGUGAGUUGCGCGCUGGAUGAGGCCGCCGCCGCCCUCACCCGCAUGAGGGCCGAAAACACACUCAACGCCAGCCAGGCCGACAAUCUGGUUAUUUUUAGCCGUAGCCUGGCUGAGGCCUGCUCGGACGGCGACGUGAAUGCGGUGCGGAAGCUGCUAGACGAGGGACGCAGCGUCAACGAACACACAGAGGAGGGCGAGAGCCUGCUGUGUCUGGCCUGCUCGGCUGGAUACUAUGAGCUUGCACAGGUCUUGCUGGCCAUGCAUGCUAACGUGGAGGACAGAGGGAUCAAAGGAGACAUCACGCCACUUAUGGCUGCUGCAAGCGGUGGUUACGUUGACAUCGUCAAACUGCUCCUAGUGCACGGAGCCGAUGUUAACGCACAGUCCUCGACAGGUAACACAGCCUUGACAUAUGCGUGUGCAGGAGGCUUCCUGGAUGUGGUAAAGGUGUUGCUGAAGGAGGGUGCUAACAUUGAAGAUCACAAUGAGAAUGGUCACACUCCGUUGAUGGAGGCUGCCAGUGCGGGCCACGUAGAGGUCGCUCGUGUGCUCCUGGAGUAUGGCGCUGGAAUCAACACACACUCCAACGAAUUUAAGGAGAGCGCACUCACACUCGCCUGCUAUAAAGGGCACUUGGACAUGGUCCGGUUUCUCUUAGAAGCAGGAGCCGACCAGGAGCACAAGACAGACGAGAUGCACACUGCUCUUAUGGAGGCCUGCAUGGAUGGGCAUGUGGAGGUGGCACGGCUGCUAUUGGAUAGUGGGGCACAGGUAAACAUGCCUGCUGACUCAUUUGAGUCGCCUCUAACGCUGGCUGCCUGCGGGGGUCACGUGGAGCUGGCAGCGCUUCUGAUCGAGAGGGGGGCCAACCUGGAGGAGGUGAAUGAUGAGGGCUACACUCCACUGAUGGAGGCAGCUCGUGAGGGCCAUGAAGAGAUGGUGGCGCUGCUCCUGGCACAAGGUGCAAAUAUUAACGCUCAGACAGAGGAGACGCAAGAGACGGCGUUGACUCUGGCGUGUUGCGGAGGCUUCCUAGAGGUGGCUGAUUUCCUCAUCAAAGCUGGGGCGGACAUUGAGUUGGGUUGUUCCACCCCACUCAUGGAGGCUGCACAGGAGGGGCAUCUGGAACUGGUCAAAUACUUGUUGGCUGCAGGAGCUAACGUCCACGCCACAACAGCCACGGGUGACACAGCUCUGACAUACGCGUGUGAGAAUGGUCACACGGAUGUGGCCGACGUGCUGCUGCAAACAGGGGCUGACCUGGAACAUGAAUCAGAAGGGGGCAGGACUCCACUGAUGAAAGCGGCCAGAGCAGGACACCUGUGCACUGUGCAGUUUCUCAUCAGCAAAGGUGCUAAUGUAAAUAGAGCCACAGCCAACAAUGAUCACACAGUGGUUUCUCUGGCUUGUGCUGGGGGCCAUCUGGCUGUGGUUGAGCUGCUGUUGGCCCAUGGUGCUGACCCCACCCACAGACUAAAGGAUGGCUCCACAAUGCUGAUUGAAGCUGCUAAAGGUGGUCACACUAAUGUGGUGUCCUACCUGCUAGACUACCCAAACAACAUCCUGUCAGUCCCUGCCCCAGACCUGUCCCAGCUCACACCGCCCUCUCAUGACACUUCUCAGGCCCCUCGAGUCCCAUUCCAAGCCCUGGCUAUGGUGGUGCCCCCCCAGGAGCCAGACAGAGUGCCCUCCACCAUCCCCACGCCCCCACCCGUUACAAGCAAAGGUGCGUCCAAGCAAAGACUGAGCUCCCUUCAGAGCAACUCUGUGGCUUCGGGUGGCUUAGACGCUGACCUGCUGCCACCCUUUCACACGUACCAGCCUCUGGAGUGCAUCGUCGAAGAGACGGAGGGCAAGCUGAACGAGCUGGGCCAGCGCAUCAGUGCCAUCGAGAAGGCCCAGCUGCAGUCGCUCGAGCUCAUCCAGGGCGAGCCGCUCACCAAAGACAAGAUCGAGGAGCUAAAGAAGAGUCGUGAGGAGCAGGUGCAGAAGAAGAAGAAGAUCUUGAAGGAGCUGCAGAAGGUGGAGCGGCAGUUGCAGCUGAAGACGCAACAGCAGUUCACCAAAGAAUACAUGGAGACCAAGGGGCUCAAGGAGGAGCUGGGCCAGGCGGCAGGGGUGGAAAUGCCCGGCACCCCCCUGCCCCUGCAGGCCACACAGCUGGGCUCUGACAACGAAAGUGAGGUUAUUCGCAGAGAGGAGGACCACAGGCCCACCCCUACCAAUGAUGAGGACGAGGAGGACGAAGACGACGAGGAGGAUGAAGAUGACGUUGACUGUGCCAGGCUGCCACAGGUGGAUUCCCUUCUGCAUCCACAGGCAACACAGCCGCCGCUACCUCCGUCACCUCAGAACCAGGCCCUCCAGAGUCCCCCUCUGCAGACCAGCUUCGUUCCCAUCCAGCCUCUGGCCCUGCAGCAGUCCACAGACUUCAGUAACGCAGAGUACCCGGGAAGCAGCAGCCCAGACCUGCAGAGGGUGUUGCUAGGUCAACAGCUGACAGGGUUGGGGCCGGGGCUUCUUACACAGGCACCCGAUGGACUCAUGGUCGCCACACCCGCACAGACGCUCACAGAUACGCUUGACGACAUCAUGGCGGCUGUGAGCAGCAGAGUGCCUGUGGUAAACACUACAACUUCGCCCUCCCCUCAGCCAUCCUUACAGACGCCCAUCAACACGGUCUCCCCACCCUCCAUGCUCCCUCUUUAUCCCUCAGUGGACAUUGACGCACAUACUGAGAGCAAUCAUGACACGGCACUGACCCUGGCCUGUGCAGGUGGCCAUGAAGAGCUUGUCUCAGUGCUCAUUGCUCGUGGGGCCAACAUCGAGCACCGGGACAAGAAGGGGUUCACCCCCUUAAUCCUAGCGGCUACUGCGGGCCAUGUGGGUGUGGUGGAGAUCCUGCUGGACAAGGGAGGGGACAUUGAAGCUCAGUCUGAGAGGACCAAAGACACCCCUCUGUCCCUCGCCUGCUCGGGUGGCAGACAAGAGGUGGUGGAGCUGUUGUUGCUUCGUGGGGCUAAUAAGGAGCACCGUAAUGUUUCCGACUACACACCGCUCAGCCUGGCGGCCUCAGGGGGCUACGUCAACAUCAUCAAGAUCCUUCUGAAUGCUGGUGCUGAGAUCAACUCUAGGACUGGCAGUAAGCUGGGCAUUUCUCCGCUCAUGUUGGCGGCCAUGAACGGCCAUGUGCCUGCGGUGAAGCUGCUGUUGGACAUGGGCUCUGAUAUCAAUGCACAGAUCGAGACCAAUCGUAACACAGCACUGACCUUGGCUUGCUUCCAAGGCCGAGCAGAGGUUGUCAGCCUGCUGCUGGACCGGAAGGCCAACGUGGAACACCGUGCCAAGACUGGCCUCACCCCUCUCAUGGAGGCUGCGUCUGGCGGUUAUGCUGAAGUGGGCCGUGUUCUGUUGGAUAAAGGGGCAGAUGUCAAUGCCCCUCCAGUUCCCUCCUCUCGUGACACCGCCCUCACCAUUGCUGCAGACAAGGGCCACUACAAGUUUUGUGAGCUUCUCAUCAGCAGAGGGGCUCACAUUGACGUGCGAAAUAAGAAGGGGAACACCCCUUUGUGGCUCGCUGCUAACGGUGGCCACUUUGAUGUGGUGCAGCUGUUGGUCCAGGCUGGAGCCGAUGUGGAUGCAGCCGACAACCGCAAGAUAACCCCCCUCAUGGCAGCGUUCCGCAAGGGCCAUGUAAAAGUGGUGCAGUACUUGGUGAAGGAAGUAAACCAGUUCCCAUCUGACAUUGAGUGCAUGAGAUACAUUGCAACUAUUGCAGAUAAGGAGCUGCUGAAGAAAUGUCAUCAGUGCAUGGAGACCAUCGUCAAAGCCAAAGAUCAGCAGGCUGCUGAGGCGAACAAGAACGCCAGCAUUCUGCUUAAGGAGCUUGAUCUGGAGAAGUCUCGUGAAGAAAGCAAAAAGCAGGCUCUGGCAGCAAAGCGGGAGAAGAGAAAGGAGAAGCGCAAGAAAAAGAAGGAAGAGCAGAAGAGGAAGCUGGAGGAAGAAGAUGCUAAGGUGAAAGAAGUGUUCUGUGAGAUGCAGGAUCAGAAGGAGGACUCUGCAGAAGAGGUGGAGGUUCCCAUCGAGCCUCCAAGUGCUACCACCACCACAACCAUCGGUAUCUCCGCCACCUCCACAACAUUCACUAACACUUUCGGCAAAAAGCGAGCCAACGUGGCCACCACACCAAGCACCAAUCGCAAAAACAAAAAGAACAAGACCAAGGAUUCACCUAGUGAACCCAUUAUUCUUCAGGACCCACAGGUGGCACUGGCACAGCAGAAAGCAGACAAAAAUAAGAUCCACGGAGAACCUCGAGGGGGUGGGGCGCCGGGAGGAACCAGCGACUCUGAUAAUCUAGAUAGCACCGACUGCAACAGUGAGAGCAGCACUGGCAGUAAGAGUCAGGAGCUCGCUGACCUGCCUUCAUCAUCAUCUUCUUCCUCCUCUGCCCCUUCGGUACUUGCAGGCUGUAACCAGCCCUUCAUCGCAAGUGAGAAGAGACAUGGGCUAUCGCUGCCGGGCUCUCGUGAGGAUAAGAUCACGGUGUCCAUCUCCAAACCACAGCAGAGAUCUCAUGACAUCAACAGUGACUUGACCCCCAGUUCUCUGCCCUGCUCGUUCAAGACCAUUUCACUGCCAGUCACCUCGCCCAACAUUAAGAUGAAUCUCACUAGCCCAAAGAGAGGCCAGAAGAGAGAAGAGGGGUGGAAAGAGGUGGUUCGAAGAUCCAAGAAGCUCUCUGUCCCUGCCUCUGUUGUGUCUCGGAUUAUGGGUAGAGGUGGCUGCAACAUUACGGCCAUCCAAGACGUUACAGGCGCACACAUUGACGUGGACAAACAGAAGGACAAGAAUGGAGAAAGAAUGAUCACAAUCAGAGGUGGCACAGAGUCCACACGGCAUGCGGUGCAGCUGAUCAAUGCGCUGAUCCAGGACCCAGCAAAAGAGCUAGAGGACCUGAUCCCUCGUAACCACAUCCGGCCACCUGGCGCCAACACCAAAAUCAGCUCCACCUACACAACCUCCACUGGGGCCACAAGCACUACUGCAGCCAGUUCAAAGGGCCUGCCAUCUGUAGUGCCCUCCUCCAGCAUGUCGUUCCAGUCCUCCACCAACUUCACAGCUCAGCAGGCUGGCAAGUUAGGCAAAAGUAUGGCACCAGGCGUCAGGCCCCCAUUCGUUUCUUUGCCACCACUUGCUUAUGCUCAUCCUCAGCUGGCCCUUCUAGCAGCCCAGACUAUGAACCAGAUCCGCCACCCUCGAUUGCCCAUGGCACAGUUUGGUGGCACUUUCUCAUCCUCUCCCAACACUUGGGGUCCUUUCCCUGUGCGUCCUGUGAGCCCUGGUAGUGCUAACAGCUCACCCAAACACAGCGGUAAUCCUACACUGCGUCCCGCCAGCUCUGCUCCGGCCCACACUGAGCAUCUUGCAGCUCCCAUGUCCAGCACCUCGACUCCCACUGCUUCCACCUCUUCUCCCACCAGUACCGCACCUGUUAACACCCCCACGCCUUCCUCUGUCAGGAAGCAGCUUUUCUCAUCAGAGCCCAAGUCUGGGGCUGGAGUUGUUGUGGCUACUACUGGCAGCAGCACUCCCUCUUCGCAAGUUGCUCCCUCUCCCAUCAGCUGUGCUCCCACAACCCCUACGACUCCCCCAUCUCCAUCUGCGCCCAUUGCUCCACCUCCACAGCAUCCUCCUCCCCCCAAGCCAGAGCCAGCCAGCCUUAGCACCCCAGCUAAAGAGAAGCCCGUCACAGAGCUUGCCGCACCUGCCACUGGAGCUCCAUCUGACGGGCCCAGCCCCUCCGCUCCUCUGCACUUCACCUCAUCUCCCUCAGGCCCAUCGAUGCUAAACGUACAGCCCGACAGUCGGCAGCCGAUUGCGUCACACUUCACCUCCAGCUCAGAACCCAGUUCCUCUUCCUCAACUCAGCCAGGAUCAUCUCAUCCUGUCACACGCCUGCCACCUCCGACCUGCAGCAGCACAGUCACUAAUACCAGCAGCACCUUACCUCAUUAUGCCACCCCCACUGCGCCUGGUGUGACUCCCCGCAUGCAGCCACCCACACCCUACUACCCCAUGGCUCCAGGGACCCUGCAGGAGCAGCAAUCUGUGUUUGUGCCUCCAGGAGCCCCACAGGAGCCCCUCAAACAGCAGCAACAACAACCUCCAUCUCAGCCUAACAUGGCUCCAACAGGCAUGCCACCUCCCUCACUUCCAAUGUCCUCCACCAUGGGCAUGAUAAACGGCUCUCAAAUGCACCUGCACAGUGGAAAAGCGCAACUGCCCCCCAACUUUGGUCCUGCAGCUCUCUUCAAUCACUUCAGCAGUAUCUUCGACAGCAACCAAGUGGGCAACAACCAGGUUUGGGGUGCCUGCCAUCUACCUGCGCGCACUCCACCAGAGCAGCCCUACAGUGGCCCACCUACCGCCUAUAUAGGGGGAAUGGGGCAGAUGGAAAAUGUCAUGCCUCCUGACGGCUCAAAAGCUCCAGGGUAUCGCUGCACCUCACAGCGGAUGGUUUCCAGUCCCAUUGGAAUACACCCCAUGGACAACUCCAUGUCCUCGUCCACUGCGCUCACCAGCUUUACCACAAGCAUAUCUGCCAGCCCCGUGUUCCUGCCUGGUCCUGCUCCUGUGGGCACACCCUCCUUCAGCCGCCAGCACUUCUCUCCCCACCCCUGGAGUGCCUCCACCUCUUGCGAGUCUCCAGUGCCCUCUGUGUCUUCCGGGGCAUCAUCACCUCUUUGCACAUCUACGGUGACUCCCACUCUGAUCCAGGCAAAACCUAGUAGCUCCAACCAGCAGGACCGCAAAGUGCCCCCUCCCAUUGGAACUGAGCGCCUGGCCCGCAUCCGGCAAACUGGCUCUGUCAACCACACCAUGCUGCCCACCAGCUACACCCCACCAGUUGGACAGGGUGGCAUCUGGUCUUUUGGAGUGGGCAGUGCCUCCGAGACAAUGUCAGGCUGGUCUCAGCCCCUGAUGGGAGGGCCAGUGAUGCACCAGCAGAUGCAGGAGCCAUCAGCCUUCUCUCAGCACCAGGCUAUGGAACGAGAUGAUACUGGGAUUGUGGCUCCUUCUAAUACUUUCCACCAACCUUUGCCCACCAACUUCAUGGAUUUUCCAAAGGGGCUGCCAAUGUCAAUGUACGGUGGCACGAUGAUCCCUCCUCACCCUCAGAUGGCGGAGGGUCCUGGAGGCCCGGUAUACAAUGGUCUACACACUUCUGACCCUGCCUGGAAUCCCAUCCUAAAGGUUGUUCCCAAUUCUGCUGAGAAUUCAGACCCACAGCAGGUAUGGCCAGGCACUUGGGCCCCACAUGUGGGAAACGUGCAUUUGAAUCAUGUCAACUAAACAGUGAUCGAGAGGCCUAGGAGCAGUAACAAGAAACACGUUAAAAAGAACAAGAUAAUUACCUAAUUACUGAGACGUGGUAUUAACCUAGAUGUGUCCCCCAAAAAAAUUUUAAACAAGUUAAGAAAUUUGAGAGAUGGACACCCUCGAUGUGCCUAACUAAAAAGAAAGAAUCCAGUGUGGGAUUUAACGUUUUUGCCACUGUCUAUGAACAAAUCGAUUGCCUGUUCAACAGGAUACAUUCUGAGUAGUAUAGCCAUUUUGACAUUUAAGCCCCACGUAAAAGUGUUCUUGGUCAGCAGGGCUCAAUAGGACAGUGCGCUAUUUAUACACGGCCAAGACCUAGAUGAUUGCGUAAAGAAUGAAAUCAGACCUUUUAGAGUGGUAAAUACCUGUAUAAUUGUUUACAUACUGAAAAAAGGGUUAAAAAUGAGAGUAAAUUUCAUGUCGUAUAGUGGCUCUACUUUAUGUAGCCUGUAUUAAUGUGAAAUAUUUACCUUAAUAUUCAAUAAAAAGUUGGAAAUGUA